AUGGUUCUCCCUAAGGCGCUCCUCAAGGGCUGGGGGCCCCCAGGGCUCCCGAGCCGUCCGCAGCCUGCUGCUGCUGCUGCUGCAGCAGGGGGCAGCAGCAGCUCCUCAGGGCCUGUGUUCACAGAGCAGCAGCAGCAGCAGCAACAGCAGCAGCAGCAGCAGAAGCUGCCGCAGCAGCAGAAGGACUCCACACAGGACCCGCAGUCCCAGCAGCAGCUGCUGCACCCUCUCCAGCUGCAGCCGCCGCAGCCGCAGCAGCCGCAGCAGCCGCAGCAGACGCUGCAGCAGCAGCAGCAGCAGCAGCAGCAGCAGCAGCAGCUGCCGGUGCUGCUGCUGCCCGAAAGCUGCCCCGAGUACGACCAGCUCGAGGUGUCUGUACACCCGCUGGGCCCUCGUGCUGCUCGUCUGGAGGUUUGGGAAAAACAAAAAACUCCUUUUCCGGCCCUCAUGCUUUGGGUCUCCCAACAACCGCAUGUGGGGCCCCCCGGGGCUUCGCCGCUGACAGUAACUGUGCCGUUGCUGCUGCUGCAGUCCCGCCGCAGCCAGCUGCUGCUGGGAGCAGCACUUGCUGCUGCUGCAGUUUGUCCCCUUUUUGCUGCUGCUGGGCAGCUCUUAGUGCGUCUUCCUUCGGACGGAGACAGCCUCGUCAACACCAAGACAUUCUUGCUGCAGCGAAACAACCGCAGGGCAGCAAAUGUUGUCUCCUCCACUCCAACUGUCUCUUCUUCUCUCCCUCCCUUCCCGGCUUCUGCUGCAGCAGCCCUCCCCCCCGCAGCAGCAGCAGCAGCAGCAGCAGCGGGCGCGGCCCCUGCAGCAGCAGCAGCAGCAGCAGCAACAGAGCAGCAGUUCUCUGCCUACUUCCAAAGCCUGCAGCAAAGACAAACAGAAUCUCUUGCUCAAUGCAUUCGAGAUCUGCUGCAGCAGCAGCAGCAGCAGCAACUGCUGCAGCAGCAGAACCUGACGCUUCGUCUGCGAGGCCUCGAAGCAGCAGUGCAGCGUCUCCUCUACCGCGAUCAGACGCAGCUGCAGCAGCAAACAAUGAAGGGGCCCCUGGGGGCCCCCCUAGGGGCCCCCCUGGGGGCCCCCGUAGGGGCCCCCUUAGAGGCCCCUAGGGGGGCCCCCAAGGGGGCCCCCAGGGGGUCUCCGCAAGGGGCCCCCCAGGGGGCCCUCCAGGGGGCCCCCCAGGGGGCCCUCCAGGGGGCCCCCCAGGGGGUCCCCCAGGAGGCCCCCCAGGAGGCCCCCCAGGGGGCCCCCCAGGGGGCCCCCCAGGGGGGCCCCCAAGGGGCCCCCCAGGGGCCCUCUGGGGGCCCCUCUUCGAUGCCAAGUGACAGCAGAAGGUCAACUGCUAAGCACAUAGCAGGGAGGCAGCGGGCGGGCCUCACAGCAGCAGAAGCAGAAGCAGCAGCAGCAGCAGCUGCUGCAGCAGCAGCAGCAGCAGCAGCAGACCGCAGCUGCGUCUCUUCCCCUGACACGCGGCAGAAGGCUCGGAAGCUGCAACGGCAGCAGCAGCAGCAGCAGCAGCAGCAGCAGCAGCAGCAGCACAUAUCUGCCUCUGCGCGCGGCGCACGGGCCUUGAGAGGCGCGCGGGCCCGCCACGGCCUAAGCAGCAGCAGCAACAGCAGCAAAGCAGCAGCAGCAGCAGCAGCAGCAGCAGCAGAAAGUUCAGAAAAUUUUGGAGAUGGAACUUCUGUCUCCUCAGAAGCUUUCGGCUCAAGUGUCUCUUUUGUCUCUUCCGAAUCUUCUUUCGAGUACGCCCGGCGGCGGUGGAAAGAAAGGCAGCAGCAGCAGCAGCAGCAGCAGCAGCAGCAGCAGCAGCAGCAGCAGCAGCGGCAGCAGCAGCAGCACGAGAUACAGGAUAGGGAGGUGACCCUCAACAACCCCUCGCUGGCCCUGAAGCAGCACGUGCAGCGCAUGCGGCUGCGUGCAGAGCGAGCUGCAGCAGCAGCAGCAGCUGCUGCUGCUGCUGCUGCAGCAGGGGAAGCAGCAGCAGCAGAUAAGCCCCCUGCUGAAUUCGACCUGCUGUUUAACCACUGGUCACUUUCAGCUGCAGCACAAAAGGAAGCAGAAAUUACGGGCCUUGUGCAGCAGCUAGCUGAGCUGCUGCCGCUGCCCCGCCGCAGGGGUGCAGCAGCAGCAGCAGCAGCAGCUGCUGCUGCUGCUAAACCGGCCAGGAAGGCUGCUGCUGCUCGCAGCAGCAGCGGCAGCAGCGAGGAGGACAGAGAGACAGCAGCAACAAGCAGCAGGGGCAGGGAAACACCGCGCGGCAGCAGCAGCAGCGGCUACAGACGCAGCAGCAGCAGCAGCAGCAGCAGCAGCAACAAGAAAGUCUCCUUUAUGGCUGAAGCAGGCCACGAGACCCCAAGAGAACCCCCACAGAGCCACGACGCAGCAGCAGCAGCAGCAGCAGCAGCAGCGGCGGCCGAAGACGCUGCGUUGAAAGAACGAGCAGCAGCAGCACCGCCAGCGCCAUCAGCAGCAGCAGCGCCAGCAGCAGCAGCAGCAGCAGCAGCAGCAGCAGCAGCAGCAAACCUCCAGGGUCUUCCUUUCUCUUUUGCUGCUGCUGACAAUGAUGUGCCUCUGGGCCUUUUGCUGCCAGCCUCCAAGCGGCAGCUGCCACAAGAGGAGCCCCCAGCGGGCCUGAGGUUUACAGAACCAGCAGCAGCAGCAGCAGCAGCAGCAGCAGCAGCAGCAGCAGCAGCAGGGGGAUCGCCCGCAGCAGCAGCUGCUGCAUUUCCCCCAUCGGCCCCGUUCCGGGAGCAGCAAAUAGAACAAACCCCCUCAACUCCUAGAGGGUCUUAUUUGGGGGGCCCCCCUGAGGGGGCCCCCCUUCGGGGGCCCCUGUUGCAGGGGGGGCCCCCCAUGGGGGCCCCCCGCCAAGGGGGGCCCCCUCUGGGGGCCCCUGAGAACUUGAAAGUGAAACCCCCGGGGGCCCCUCCUCGGGGCGCGUUUCCCCAGAAGUUUCUGUUUCCUCCUGCUGCCAACGCGGGCCGCAGCAGCAAAAGUGCAGCAGCAGCAGCAGCAGCAGCAGCAGCAGCAGCAGCAGCAGCAGCAGCAGCAGCAGAAGAUGGCGAAACUGAGGCCGAAAUAGACCCGGCGGACGCAGCAGAUGAUGAGCUUGGAAGAGGACUUUCUCAAGUGCUGAUUCGCACGGAGGAAGAUGUAUCCAGAAGCCCCUGCAGCAGCAGCAGAAGCAGCAGCAGCAGCAGCAGCAGCAGCAGCAGCAGGAGCAGCAGCUUGUGCAGCUGGCUGAGUGACGACGACGAGGAGCUGCCACGCGCUCGCAAGACGCAGGCUCCGGCUGAGCAGCUGCUGCUGCAGCCGCAGCAGCCGCAGCAACAGCAGCAGCAGCAGCAGCAGCAGCAGCAGCAGCAGCAGCAGCAGCAGCAGCAGCGCCUCUUCAUGACUGCUGCUGUGCAUGCAGCAUCCCCCCGCAGCGAAAAGCCAAAAGCUGCUGCCAAGAAGAGGCCCCCCCCGGUGCCUCCUUUGAAGGGGGGCAGCAGCGUGCAGUCAAAAGAGGGGUUUGGGGGGCCCUCAGAUGCUGCUGCUGCUGCUGCUGCUGCUGCUGCUGCUGCUGCUGGUGCAGCAGCAGCAGCAAACGAAAAGGCGGCGGGGUCCCGCAGAGGCUCGCAGACGUCGCGAGAGCUGUUAGCAGCAACAACGAAGGAGAAGCUUUUGAGCCGGUCCGACUCAUUGACUGGAGACGCAGCAGCAGCAGCAGCAGCAGCAGCAGCAGCAGCAGCAGAAGGGUCUCCUCGCUCCUCGAAAGGAGCCACGCCCCGCAAGCAGCAGCAGCAGCAGCAGCAGCAGCAGCAGCAGGACGCUGCAGUGAGUCCGAGUGCGGGCUCCCCCGCGUCGACGGCGCGGCGGCGGGGGUCCGCUUCUUCGCAGCAGCAGCAGCAGCAGCAGCAGCAGCAGCAGCAGCAGCAGCAGCAGCGGGGGAAGGAGCAGCAGAAGCCGCGGGGGCCCCGCGCGCGGCAGGUAGUAACAGCAACAAGUGAAGAAGACAUCAACUCCGGGCGGCUGCUGCUGGACCCGAAGCUAAUUGAGUCUUUUCGGGUGAAGCAGCAGCAGCAGCAGCAAGCGCUGCAGGACUUGGAGAAGCUUUACGAGCUGCUGAAGGAAGACGCAGCAGCAGAGGGAGCAGCAGCAGCAGCAGCAGCAGACGGCGCAGCAGCAGCAGCAAACGCCGGCAAGAAAGACGACGACAAGCACCACAGCCACAAAAGCCAGCAGCAGCAGCAGCAGCAGCAGCAGCAGCAGCAGCAGCAGCAGCAGGGGAGGCAGCGGGAGCUGGAGUGGGCGUCGCCGCUGGACAGCGUGCUGCAGCAGCUGCGGCAGCUGCAGCAGCAGCCCGCAGCGCAGCAGCAGCGGGGAGUUGCAGCAGCACUUGGAGAUGUCUUGGAAACCCUAAAAGGGACUUUAGAAAUGCUGGAAGCAGCAGACAAAGACAGGAGAGAAGAAGCAGCAGCGCAGCGGCUGCUGCUGCAGCAAGCAGCAGCAGAAAGGCGAGAAGCAAUAGCAGCAGCACUGCAGCAAGUCGAGGCCCUCGCCUGCAAGGGGCAGCAAGCAGCAGCAGCAAAAGAGACACAACAGAAUAAAGAAAUCAAAGAACUGCAUGCGCAGCUGCAGCAACUCAGCAAACAAAAAGACCUUCUCCGCAAACAAAUCGAGCUGCUGCAGCAGUUCUGCAGCAGCGACCAGUGCGUGCUGCUGCAGCAGCCCCCCACUGCAGCAGCAGCAGCAGCAGCAGCAGCAGCAGCGGGAAAGCAGGCGGGCGAGGCGUCUCCCCAAGCGGGGGGCCCCUCAGGGGGGACUUCUCCGUCUCGGGGGGCCCCCCAAGAAGAGGGGCCCCCGGGGGCCUCCCUCACAGGGGGGGCCCCCAAGGGGGGCCCCCCUGGGGGGCCCCCCCCAGUGGGUAGUCCCCCCCCAAAGGGGGCCCCCUCCCCAGGGAGGGGGCCCCCAGGGGGGCCCCCCCCAGCGGGGGGCCCCCAAGGCGCGGGGGGCCCCCAACGGGCUGGGGGCCCCCAGGGGGGCCCCCAGGGGGGCCCCCAGGGGGGCCCCCAGGGGGGCCCCCAGGGGGGCCCCCAGGGGGGCCCCCGGGGGGGCCCCCAUGGGGGCCCCGGGAGUCUGGAAGAACUUUUAAAAGUGGCAGCAGAAGCAGUUGAUGAAACAGCAGCAGCAAUUCUUUGCUGCUCCUUUUCUUCAGUGGCGGGGGCCCUUGAGCGGUUUUCAAGUGCUGCUGCUGCUGCUGCUGCGCUGCAGCAGCAGCUGCAGCAGCAGCAGCAGCAGCUGCAGCAGCAGCUGCAGCAGCAGCUGCAGCAGCAGCAAGACAGAACAGAAAUCAACACCAGGGAUCAACAAAAGACACUCGAGGAGGCAACCAAACUCAAACUCAAAGAAGCAAGAAAAGCCUGCGAAGAAGCUGCUGCUCACCUGGAGUCGGAGAUUGGGGAAAUGGGGGCCCUCAGCGAAAGCUCGACAGCUCCGAGCAGCUUGAGGGGCCCCCUGGGGGCCCCCCUGGGGGCCCCCCUGGGGGCCCCCCUGGGGCCCUCUUUGAGGGGCCCCUCUUACUACGGGGGGCCCCCCACUUUGCCCGAAAUCAGAGACUGUCUGCUGUCCCCUUUAGCAGCAAAAAGACAAGAGGGUUUGCUGCUGCUGAAGAAAUGCCUGGCCCUCAGCAGCAGCCAGCAGCAGCAGCAGCAGCAGCAGCAAAGUCCCAGAGCAGCAGCAGCAAGAAGGGCCAAGGCCCAUCUCCUCUUCCACAGGCUCCAGCUUCUUGUACAGGCCCAAGCUGGGGGGGGCCCCCCUGGAGGGACGAGGCGAGGGGAUGGGAGGGACACAUACUCCAAAGGGUUUAGGGCAAAUGCUGUUGAGCUGCAGCAGGGAAACAAAGAGACAAAAGCUGCAGCAAAAGAGGCUCGGGACCGCCAGGUGCAGCAGCGUCGUUGCCCAAGCAGCAGCAGCACCUGCAGGGGGCCCCCGGACGUGAGAGAAGCGUCUCAAGAGCCAGCGGAGACUCCUUUUUGUAUGGAGACUUUGAAGAAGGAAGUAGAAGAAGACUUCCGACAGCUUUGGUGA
Molecule: messenger RNA, 6078 nt
Organism: Eimeria necatrix
Lineage: Eukaryota; Apicomplexa; Conoidasida; Eucoccidiorida; Eimeriidae
Exons: 9
Coding region: 1-6078 (2025 amino acids)
Biological process (GO): intracellular signal transduction; positive regulation of apoptotic process
Cellular component (GO): nucleus
Molecular function (GO): protein serine/threonine kinase activity
Source: RefSeq, a predicted model, not a curated record